Molecule: messenger RNA, 12385 nt
Organism: Anas platyrhynchos (mallard)
Lineage: Eukaryota; Metazoa; Chordata; Aves; Anseriformes; Anatidae
Gene: STRBP
Product: spermatid perinuclear RNA binding protein
Cellular component (GO): precatalytic spliceosome
Molecular function (GO): double-stranded RNA binding; single-stranded RNA binding
Source: RefSeq, a predicted model, not a curated record
CGGGCUCACGUUGCCCGGCAGCCGCAGCCUAUGGGGGCGCGGGGCGCUGUCACGUGCCCGAGCCCCGCUCGCCGCUGCGGAGCCGGAGGAGCCGGACGGGGCCGGGCCGGGCCGGGGGCUGCGGCGGGGCCGGCGGCCGGCGGGGUGAAUUACAGAAAGUGACUCUCGGAGCAUCUUGGCUUUAUGAACUCUUGAGCUGUCAAGGGACUGAGAGGCUUAUGAAGAGGUUCUGUCAGGCAAAACAGCGCUUAGCAAAGACACCAAGGAGGAGGGAAAAGGAGAAAGGAAGAGAAAAGCUGAAACACUAACAAACCAUGAGAUCUAUCCGAUCUUUUGCUAACGAUGACCGCCAUGUUAUGGUGAAACAUUCAACCAUUUAUCCAUCUCCAGAAGAACUUGAAGCUGUCCAGAACAUGGUAUCAACAGUAGAAUGUGCCCUUAAACAUGUCUCUGACUGGUUGGAUGAAAAGAACAAGUCUGCAAAAUGUGAGGGUGACGUGGAAGCAGAGGAAGCUGCAGAAAGCAAUGCCAAGGAUCAAAGUGGUCGGACCUUGUGUGGUGUUAUGAGAAUUGGCUUGGUUGCAAAGGGCUUGCUGAUAAAAGAUGAUAUGGAUUUGGAGCUGGUUCUCAUGUGCAAAGAAAAACCCACAAAGACGUUGUUAUGUAUAGUCAAAGACAAUCUCCCAGUUCAAAUUCAGAAACUUACAGAAGAGAAGUAUCUCGUGGAGGAGCAUGUAAAUGAGGCAGCUAUUAUUAUUCGUAACACAAAGGAGCCCAAGCUAACCUUGAAGGUGAUACUUACAUCCCCUCUCAUUCGAGAUGAAGCAGAGAAGAAGGAAGGAGUAGAUAAUGUUGCGAUGAAAGAUCCUCCGGACUUAUUGGACAGGCAGAAAUGCCUGGAGGCCUUGGCGUCUCUGCGGCACGCCAAAUGGUUUCAGGCCAGGGCAAAUGGACUAAAAUCAUGUGUAAUUGUGCUUCGUAUUCUACGGGAUUUGUGCAACAGAGUCCCCACAUGGGCACCACUGAAAGGAUGGCCACUCGAGCUUAUAUGUGAAAAAUCUAUAGGUACUUGUAAUAGACCUUUGGGCGCUGGGGAAGCAUUACGACGAGUGAUGGAGUGUUUGGCAUCUGGAAUUCUGCUUCCUGGAGGCCCUGGUCUGCAUGACCCCUGUGAACGGGAGCCAACAGAUGCUUUGUCGUAUAUGACAGUUCAGCAAAAAGAAGCCAUUACGCAUAGUGCUCAGCAUGCCCUCAGAUUAUCAGCCUUUGGUCAGAUCUAUAAGGUUUUGGAAAUGGAUCCUCUCCCAUCAAAUAAGUCAUUUCAGAAAUAUUCCUGGUCAGUAACUGACAAAGAAGGUACAGGCUCAUCUGCUCUCAAGAGACCAUUUGAAGAUGGUGUUGGGGAUGAGAAAGAUCCAAAUAAAAAGAUGAAGCGUAAUCUGAGGAAAAUACUAGAUAGUAAAGCAAUAGAUCUCAUGAAUGCUCUGAUGAGGCUGAACCAAAUCAGGCCAGGGCUUCAGUAUAAGCUGCUGUCACAGUCUGGUCCAGUCCAUGCCCCAGUCUUCACAAUGUCUGUAGAUGUUGACGGUACGACAUAUGAAGCAUCAGGACCUUCUAAGAAAACAGCCAAGCUCCAUGUGGCAGUGAAGGUUUUACAAGCAAUGGGGUAUCCAACUGGUUUUGAUGCAGAUGUUGAGUGUGUAAGUUCUGAUGAAAAAUCAGAUACCGAAGGCAAAAAUGAAACAGUGUCUUCAAUCUCAAGCAAUAAUACUGGAAAUUCUACAUCUGACACCUCCACUACCCUAGAGGUAAGAACUCAGGGUCCUAUACUGACAGCAAGUGGCAAAAACCCAGUGAUGGAGCUUAAUGAAAAAAGAAGAGGUCUGAAGUAUGAGCUCAUCUCUGAGACGGGUGGAAGCCAUGACAAGCGCUUUGUGAUGGAGGUAGAAGUAGAUGGCCAGAAAUUCAGAGGUGCAGGUCCAAAUAAGAAAGUAGCAAAAGCAAGCGCUGCAUUAGCUGCACUUGAGAAACUGUUUUCUGGGCCUAAUGCAGCAAACAACAAGAAGAAGAAGAUUCUUCCUCAGACUAAAGGGGUUGUCAAUACAGCUGUUUCGGCAGCAGUCCAGGCUGUUCGAGGUAGAGGAAGAGGUGCUUUAACACGAGGGGCAUUUGUUGGGGCAGCUGCUGCUACUGGAUACAUAACACCAGGCUAUGGAGCACCAUAUGGGUAUAGUACAGCUGCGCCAGCUUACGCCAUAUGCACUUGUAUAAAAUAAGCAGAAAUGUAAUGACUGUAAGCUGAGAUCGUGAUGUAAAAGGUAAGAAAUUUUAUUUUAAGCUUAAAGAAUAUUUUUAUUGAUUUUUUCUAAAAAUCUCACAUACCUGUGACAAUCUUGUAUAUGGCAGAUUUUUAUUAUGUUUUGUUUAACUGUAAACAAGUAAUAUGCAGUUUUGGAUUCCAACUUCAUGUUUUUCAAGGCCACUUCAAAUAUUCCAGUUUCAGUUAAUAAUAUAUAUAUUUCUUAAUACUUUUAAGAAAUAGUUUGGUUUUAUCAACAGACUGUUCUUCAGAUACCUUUCUCUAGCACAGCCUAAAAAGCUGUAUUGAUAAUGCUGUGUAUCAGGCACCGCAUUCCUUGCAUACUUGUGGAAAACAUUUAGGUAGGUACUAAAGCCUGGCCAUGGCCUGUACUGAAAGCCAUACCAUGGUUACAGUUAUGUGAAAUAAAAAUGUGAAGUGGAAUGUGUGGUAUUAUCUAACUAACAAGAGAGAAAUUAUUUCCCUAAACUAAUAAAGCCAAACUCCAAACGGAGAAUGAAAGACUUUGAUGAUGUUAGUUUAAAUCUGCAGAGAUCAAAUUACAUUAGGCCAAAUUAAUUCAUGAAGCAGCCAGGUUUGCUUUCCUCUUGUGGGUGCAGUGGGAGGAGAGGAAGGCAGGCAGGAAAAGAUCUAACUGUGCAUGAAUAAAUUGUUUGGCUGUAGUUUUCUAAAGCUAGAAAUUAAGACAGGGGCCUCCAUAAAUAAUUAUCUUCAGUUCUGUAGUAAAUGUUUUAGAUGAUAUUUUACUUGGAGUAAAAUGAUUUUGGAUUAUGACUUAUAUGGUGCACAUGAUAUGUGUAGUUUUAAGAUAUUUGUUUUUUUAAUUUGCAUUUAUAUAACCUUACAUUAUGCAAGAUUGCAUAGCACAGUACUGCACAACUGCAGUACCUGCAGUACUUGAAGUUGCUGGAAACAACUCUUUUAUAUUAAAAAAAAAAAAAAAAGCAAAAAAAAAAGCAGGGGAUUGAUGAUGUAUUAGUGUUUUAGGGUCUCAAUUCAGAUAUGAAAGCAUUAAAAAACCCUGACUAUCACAGUUUAUACUGAUGUAAAACAGAAAAAUACUUGGUAUGAAAUAUGUAGUAAAUCAAGUCUAAAGCUUGUUGUUUUGCAUCAAAAUAUAACAGCAAAAAUAAACUAUGUUUCUUUUCAAUAUUGAAAAUACCAAAUUCAGUAAAUAACUGCAUGUGUAGGUUCUCCAUAACUCAGGAUAUGCCUGGAUAAAGUACGUAGGUUGAUGUAGAAAAAUAGCUGUCAAAUAUUGUUGGUUUUAGUGAUGUUGGAGGAAACCGGAUGUUGCAAGUGGCCUAUGUAUCUGCACCUGGAGAAAUUUAAGUUCAGGAACUUUACCAGUGACUUGCCCACCAAAGCACAUAACUGUUUGAUUACAUUUGCAGGUGCAAUUGAUGAGCCAUCAGCAUGACCUUUCUGUUUGGUGGUGCAGAUUUUCAUCUGCUGUUAUCUUCAAGGUAUAAAUACAGGGUUUGGUCUGAAGCUCACUUAAUGUUCAAUUAUUUGUUCAGCCUUGUAAGGCAAAGCAAUCCUGAUAGUGGAGCAGCAGGCUGCUCAGUUUCCUCUGAAAGACAGUGUUUUAUAUGCUUCAAGGCGAUGUUAAGGCACAUUAUAAUGAACUUCUCUUGAGUAUUCCUUUUGUAGGUUUAACUGAUAACAGUCUGACAAGCAGCUUAUCUGUCCAGUUCAAGGACUGAUUAAUAACUUCUUAACUGACUUCUUUGAUCUCUCUUUGUGGCCUGGAUUUGGCAGCUUUAUCCAUUUGUAUUGGUUUGCAUCAGCAUUGUUUUGACUGUGAAUUUCCAUAUUUUUCUGUCAUUACCCUUUUAACUCUUAGAAUUGUAAGCAUUCUGCCCUUCUGCUUUUUUGGCAUUUUCACUUUCUUGGAUCUUCUCCUCUUUUUCAAUGAAAAGAUACUAAAUUUCUUUGGUAUAUUUUUGCUCAGUAGACAAACACUUAGGUCCCAAAAUUGUCCCCUUGGCUUUGCUGCAUGCCUUCGCAAUAGGAAGGACACCAUUUCCUGACAUGAAGUACACGCUGUACUUGAAACUCCUAAAUCCUGGUUUUGAAGCCAUUUGGAGUUAGUGACAAGACCCUAAUGUGGGUGCUAGGACUGCCUAGUGCCUAGGACUGUCUCAUUCAUGGUUGUACUUGAGCAAAACAUUCACAUGUUCUGAAACAUCUUUCAUGUAGGUUCCACAAGUGCCUAAUACAUUGGCAUUUGAGAGAACUGUUACGGACUGCAUUCUAUUCCAGCAGGUAUUAACCUAACCAAAAUACCAGGCUAUUAUUUGAUGAGUGAUUUGAAUAACAUCUACUUGAUCAAUGUCAUCACAGCCACUGUUCUGCUAAGGCAGAAUUAGAAACUGCUUUCUUUUGCCUAACACUUUCAGGUUUCCUUCGAAAAUCCACCUCACCAAGAGAAUGGUCUGAAGUGCCUUUUCUGAGAGAUUGAGAUCUGUUAGUUGAUGGCUACCAAGCUUUGUCCUUCUGGAUAUAUAAAGCAGUCAAUGUGGAAACCUGGUUCUAUGUGCUCUGUGUAGCUGCUGCUAUCUUUGCCAAUUCUGCAGUACCAUUUAUGUGAAGCAAAAAUAUUUUACAGUUUGAAUUUCUGGUUCACGGAAAAGAAUUCUGAAAAAGUUCCUUUGAACUACUACAUAUCAAUAGGACACUUGGGAAAGUCUGUAUCUAUUCACUUCCCACCUUAAUUCUAGUUUUAGCUAACCAGAUGCCAGUAUGUAUUUUGGGAGAUGAUGUCUGGCACUUAAAGGAUUAAAAGAAACCAGAGCUUUACAAUGAAAAACUGACCUGUUUAGUGUGUUACCUGGACUAGAGAUGAAUGGCAUUAACAAUGACUUUGGAAGUAUAAAUAUGAACUUGGGUGGCCUGGUUGGUUGACGUGGAGGGAAGUGAGGCUAUUUACAGAAUAGCAAGAUUAAAAUACAGGCUGUUCUUUGUUUACUUUUAUAUAGCUGUUCUUGCAUACAAAUCCACAAUCACACACAGUGGCUUUCCCUUUCUAACAGUUUGGAUUUUCUAGAACCAUGUGAGGGAGAAAUGUACAAGCAGCCUUUUGAGUUGUCAGAUUGGUAUCUGAAGCGGCCGUGCAGGACAGCAGUCUUCACAGAUGGAAACCUCUAAGUACAGUAUACUGCUAGCCAUACCUCAGCAUUUUUCUUCCUGAUGGUUGAAUGGCAGCUGGAAUGGUUGUCAUUUUCCCAGAUAGGAAACUGUGACUUGUGAAGAAAUAACAUAUUUGACAAGGGAACUUAAAUCCUACUUUGCCAGCUACAUGAAAUUUCUACAGGCACGUUCUGUCUAAAGAAGGGUUUAAGGCAACAAGGUGACUUUGGAAGGAAAGUGUUAUCUUGAGCUAGUGUCUUAAUUGUACAUGAGACAAACACCAUACAAAAAUCUGCCUAAACCUUUUGAGACAUAAUUCCAUCACCAGCCUUUGCUUGAAAGCCUGUACAUUAAAGUACCAGGGUUGAAUGACUGUGAAAGGACUUGGCGAGCUGAAAGCAUGGCACACGAUGCUUCCUGCCAUCGUAUCCUCUCUCUGCCAGUGCUUGCUGUCUACUUUACGCAUGCAUUCUGGAGCUGGAACAUGGUGACCUUAUUCCUGGGCAUUGAGCCAUACAGAUGGAGGGAGGCCAGCCUAUACCCAUGAAGGGACUGUGUAACACGCGGCCUCUGUUGCCCAAGCAAUUUCUCUUGGACACAGUACACAAUCCAACCCUCACAAAGGCAAUUUAGUGCCUGGGUAGGUGGUUCCUAAUCUGUCUAAUUUGCUGUCAUGCAGCCAAUGUGAGUUAAUUAGAUGAUUCAGCAAUUGUCGUGGUUCCCAGUUAAUGUGCUGUAAACCCUGCUGCCCUAAGUUUCACUGGAGCUGAAUCCCUUUGCUUCUGUGAAUGCUGUGCUUCCCGCUGCCUUUUCUGAUCUCCUCUAGCGUUCCAGUAAAUAACCAAGUCUCUGAAGUUACAGAAUCUUUAUGUAGCUGUUUCUAGAUUGUUGAGAAUUUCUAAUAAGCCAAUGAAAAGCUUUAGGGAACAAGUUUUCCUACAAACUUAUUAAUGUGCCAAGACACUACUAUUUUUACUCAUAUGCAAACAUCUGUGAGAAAUACUCUGGUAUCUCUGAUCACUUGAAAGGGCACUAGUACUCAUUCUUUAAGGAUACUUGUCUUCUGGCAGAAAAAAUAGAUUUAUUUAAUGUUUGUCUUAGUUCUAAAAUUAUUUGUGCAUUUUUCCUUUCAUUGGACUACUAAGAGAAAUUUCCCUGACCACAAGUUUCUUGUAUUAAUAGGAAGUAGAAAAUGAAGGAGUGGCAUGAAGACUUUUCAGGUGUUCUAAGAAAAAAAAUCUCCUUGUUUGGCUGUUCAACUAUGGGACACCAAUCUCCUGGCAAUUCUAAAAUUCCAAGAUAGCAAUAAACGUGAGCAGCUUCAAUGUACUAUAUUUGAUCCAAUCCAGCAAUGUCCUCAGAGAACGAGUCUGACAGUCCCUGUGUUUUCAGUCACUGAUCUCUGACAGAAACAGUGUAGAAGCACAUGGGUCCCUAGCUUUGUUUUUAAUUCUCCAUCUGUACUUAAAGAGUCCAUGGGUCAUCACAGUCUAGCAAUGAGAUUCCCAAACAUCUCACCAGAACUAUGUAAACUAAGAGCUAGCACAACAUUAUAAUAUUUGAGUCUUAGACAAAAUUCCAAGUUUCCCUCUGCAUCCUUUGCUCUGUAGGCUAAGAUACAAUCAUUUUGUAUUAGAACUUAGUGCCUUUAGAUAAAUCCUCUGUAGUCAGUUGCUUGCUAAUAAUUAAAGGGAAAAAUAUGUCUUCCACCUUCAAAUGAGUUCCAAGUCACAUCAGCAGCUUACAAAAAAAAGGCUCCUACUUCCUGAGGCUCUGGGAAAUAGCACAAGACCUCUGCCAGGGCAGAUUCUUUUGGAUACAUGAUGAGAUACACAAAUAUAAAGUUUAGACUGCUGUUCUCAGUCAUGAAUCACACUGGGGCCUCUUCUCUGGCAACAAAAGAAUGAAAAUGAGGUCUCUGCUGGACUUACAGAGAAGUUCUGUUAACGUACAGUUGUACUGUCUUAAGAACCAGUAACUGAGCUUGAAUUUUCAGGACACAGACCCUCUCAAGUGUCCUGCUGGAAGAAGUUACGGAAAAAUUAGAUACUUUGCUGACUUGUUUAAAGAGAUGCAAAGGUAUAGCAUAGUUGCAGCCACUAUUCUUAGUAUAUAGACAGCUUGUCUAACAGCUCAUUGGUUCCAGUCUCCUGUUUUAGGAGAUCUGGUUUGCUGUGAAACUGAGUCCUACUGUAAAGUAGAAAUGCUGUUGCAGUCAUUUUAGAGCAAUUCACUGAAGAAACUCAGCACUGGAGUCCUACCCUUACAGGUUGUGGCAGCAGUUUUCACCUCUAUUUUCUUUUGAACAUUAACCACUUCAGCUGGUAAUUUAUUGUUUGACAUUAAGAGAAUUCACAUCACAAAGCUGCUUUAUUACUUAACCCCUGAAGUUAAGUCUCCUUAGCUUAACUUCUCUCAUCUAAUUCCAUACCUAUCUGUGUGUAGGUUCUUUAGUGCCCCAAGACAUCUUUCUGUUUCCCACUGUACUCACAGAAACAAGAGUUAUUCAGUUAUUUAUGUGCAACUGAUGUUCAAGAUAAUAAAACAGCAUGAAUAGGACACAUACAGACCUGUUCCUCUAGCCUGGUGUUUUCUAUGAGAGAGGAUGCUCUUUCUGCUAGACCUGUCUAAUACUGUGUAGGCAGUGCAAUAGCUUAUUAAAAGUAGUUCUGUGAUCUUUUUAAUAAAAAAGUUCAUCUUAUAUUAAGAUUUAAAUUCAGUAUUUUUUUCUCCAAGUUCUGUGGCUAUGUGAAAACAUUCAGACUAAAUGCUUACCUUGACACUUAAGAGGAGUUGAGUAAUCUAAAGUGCUAAGUAGAGAUGUACAGUUCUAAAUCUAAUUUCUUAUGUUGUAUGUUGUUUUAACUUGUAUUCGGUGCCUUAACUCUGUACAAUCUAAUGUUAUCUAUACUGUACCACAGGUAGUUUAGUGGGUAAGUGUAUUUUAAAAGAAGUCAUCAAGCUAGGCUACAGAAACUGUAGCAAGGACAAGCCUUCUCAGUGUGAGUUCUCCUGCAUGUUUAACUAAUAAUCCACUGAUAAACAAAACCUGAAGAAUUUAAAGACUAUAUAAACUUUUUAACUACGAAAUGGGACUGAAUGUAUCCAAUUUCCAACUUCAAAGGUUUGUGGCAAUGAGAUAAAGGUACAAUCUCUUCUAUGUUGUGUAAGUAAACUUCAAACUGGCCAGAAGUGUGUGUUUGUGAAAACCUACGGACUCUUAUCUUUACUAGAACAAAUUGCACUAGAAGGUAUUAACUGAAUGUAGUUUAGAAGGGUAUUAAUGGAAUGUAGUCUAUUAUCCUUUAUCCACUGGUACAGGGGGCUUGGAAUGAGUCAGACUUGCAGUUAAUGUUUAAGUCCAAAAUAGUAUGUGAACUUAAGCCUCAUUCCUGCCUCUUACCUGAAUCUAGAAGCUCCAGGUGCCUUAUGCUGCUUUGCAGUUUGCAAGGUGUAGCACAGCUUCUACUUGAACACACAUUUGCUUGCUGAAUGCACCUGGUCCUGGUAGAAUGGACUGAGGCAGGAGAGAGAGAGAGAGAAGAAAACAAUGAAGGUAGAGUGCACCUCUCCAGUCUUAGGUUAAGUAGACAAGGAAGAUGCACGGAAAGCUGCACUGCCUUUUCCAAGGCCAUAAAUACAGUCUCUGGAAAAAACAGGACAUUUGUCUAUGGUGGUAAAUCAGCAGCCUUAGUACACCAAGAGCAAUGAGGAAAUGGUAUUGUUUUUUCUAUAGCUUGUAUGAAAUUAGAUAAGAGAUUUAAGCUACCCAUAUUACAAGCUAAAAAUCUGCUGGAGCAGAUUAUACUUUUUUCCUGCUUCAAUAAACAGGUAUAGGUUGGAAAGAGGAACAGGAGCAAUCCAAUGAAUCACAAAAGGGUUUGAGUUGGAAGGGACCUUAAAUAUUACCUAAUUCCAACCCCCUGCCAUGGGCAGGGACAUCUCCCACUAGACCAGGAUACUCCAAGCCCAUUCUUCAUAUCUAAUCUAAAGCUACCCACUUGUAGUUUAAAAUUGUAUUUGCUGAUGCAUUGUUAUCCGCAACAGGGAGACUCCUCCAUGCAGUAUAUAAAGCAUACAACUGAAUUUUGUCAGGGAAAGGAAUACUAGUAAUUUUCCCUAAAGGAAUACUAGUAACUUAUUGAUACAAUGACCAUGGUAUUCUAGACAACCUGCCUUUGAGAAGAGCAGCAUGGUAACAAAGGAAAGCUGAUACUGCUCCCACAGCUACAUGUUGUAAUGUACAUACUUCAGGUCACUAAUACUGGCAUAACUAGUUAUGACAAGAUCAGUUCAUCUUACCAGAAAAGACAUUUUAUCUGCUUCUAUCUUUUAAGCUACAAGGGAGUUAAUUAUAGCACAGUAAUUUUUCUAAGGCAGUAGAGCAGAAGGUAAGUUUCAGCUUUGUGCUUCGAAACUGCUGCAAAUAAGUUAAUUAACAGUGUUCCAUGGAAACAACCUGACGUACUUAUUUAUUUUCUUUGUGCUCAUUUCUGUGUUCUUAGAAAAGCACAAGCUUCUAUAAGCAUAAUCAACACAAAGUUACUCAGGGUACUGUGUCAUCUCAGCAGUGGACACCAACUUGCAUCUUCAGUCAACAGGCACAUGUAAAUCAAGCUUAAUUAAGCGGAACAGAACAUCUUGGCAGGUUUGCUUUACUACUGGCACUGUUACAAUUUAAUGAUCUAUGCAUAUGGAAAUAUGCGUAUUCCUGCACUCCCAGUAUAAGUUAGAGUUCUGCAAGAUCAUCCUGCAACAAAGUAAAAUGUGGUCAGUGUAGAAGCAAGUAUUAUUUCCUCGUUAUUUCCAUAAAGGGCUGUUUAUAAGCAGUUGCAAAGUGAUACUACUCAAAGCAGAAUAGCUGUGCGCUGAAGAGCACAGCUAUUGGAAAAUUAGUAGUGAUAUAAAUUUAAUAACGAAACAACUCUACCAUACAGAUUAUUUCCUGUGUUUUCAAACUAGUAUCCCUGCUUCCCUGCUCAAAGUAACAGGAUAAGACAAGUGUAGUUUUCCAGUAACACGUAUUGCAUGGAAAUGUACUGGACGAAAAUGGAGGCUGUACUGCUGAGAGCAUAUUCUACUAUACAGAGCCAUUCUCUGGGCAAUGCUGCAUAAUUUAAGAGUGGGUAAACAUGCCUUCAGGGACAACAGAACACCAAACAGAUGUUUUUUUGUUUUUUUUUUUUUAAAUACACAAAAAAAAUCAAAACAAAAACCAGAAAAAAGCCUUGAAGCUUUGUCCAGUCAUACACCUAUUCUUCCCUGAAAAAAAUAGACAGGUACAUCCAGAUGUGCUUAGUGAGUUACAAACCAGGUGACACAAAGGCCCUUAAGGAUGAGUGUUUUACAGAUAGUCUCCUUUUGGCCGGAAAAGAAAGGAAGUUGACGCCGUCUUCCAGUUCCAAAGCUCAGUGUCUUAUUUCUGAUCCUAACCCUAGAGCAGUAUUUAUUGAUCAAACUGACUAAGCUUUUUAGGUCGAUGAGCUCUCCGCAAAGCAAUUCUGUUCUCCUCUCAAGCCUCUGCAGGGGCCAACAACUGGUGCUUAACUACUGCUUCCACUGCAGAAUGUCACCUGUCCUCCAGCUGGCCCAGGCAUUCUGGGACACUUGCACUUCUCAGAGCAGCGCUGCUGUGGGGGCACCCAGCAGAAGUGCUGCAGUAACACAGCAGCACAACCCCCGCUGGGCUGUAUGCUUUCUCAAGUCCCACCCAGGUCUUAGUGACAAAGCUGAGCAUGAAACCUGUACCGCCAAAACUCCUGCCCUUUAAUGAGGACAUCUAUGGGAAGGAGAUGUGAAUCUGGUGACUUUGAGGAAAGGUUGGUGUCUUCCAAGUCCAACUCAUCUCACAAUUCUUUUGUUCCCCAAACAGUUGAGCUUCCAUCCACCAUUCACUGUCAGUCUAAUUUGUUCAAAUAAUUACUGCUAAUUUGGGCUAAAAUACCCCCUUGUGUAACCCAAACUACCACCACCAAUCCACCUGAAGAAUUUUUUUUUUAAACAAAGGAUCAUCUGGAGGCAGAUCACUGCUAAGAGUAUGCAUACUGCAAGGCAGACAGGAGCUCUGGCAAUGCAGUGCAGUGCUCCUUUUCUGAUGACAAUUACGCCUACAAGACAAGAAAAAGACUGAGGCAGUGCUUUGGGGCAGUGUUUCAUGCUCAGCAAGUUCGCAGAGGGAAGGAAUGCAAUUCUAUAAAUCACUUGUACUGUAUUUCUGUUUCUAGACUUGAAUGAAUUUCACUUUUCCUUUGUGGGUCAGCAUAGUAAACAUUAAAGAAAAGGACUAUUUUUAUAAAUCUCUUUCACCAAUAGAGAGGUCUGACCUGCAGCCACCAGAUGGACUUAAUUAUCCAUAGAGGACAGAGUGUUUAUUUUUACACUAAGAUUACGUAUGAUAUUGAAUAAUACAAAAUAUGGCCUUUGAACUAUCUAAACCUUAAAUCCUAUCACCAAAUUCCAUAAGUUAAGUAAUACGGUGGACAAUUCCAUCCUUCUUCCUAAUAAGUCUCCCUCUCAAAAGAAGUUACUCAGAAAUAAAUUUCCGAAUGAAGUACAGGAGAUCCUUGUGGUCUAAUUACAGAAUACUUUACAAAUCAGGAGGCAUCUUAAAUAUUUUUAAUAAAGUGAGCUGUACGUACUCACUAGCUAAAAAAGCCUGCAAAUGUAAAGUAAAUGGAAUGCUCUUUGGACAUGAAGUUGCUUCCUCAUGUGAUGCUGUACCCAGUACACUUGGCUUCAUUUGGCUUCUGUGUUGUGGUUUAUAUGCCAGCCACUGUUCUGAACUGUACACAACACCGAUAUUUGCACUGUAACCUUGAUUCAUUUGCCACUGAUUGUAACCCAAUGCUACGGACUUCUCUGUAUAUAAAACCAUAACCAUGUCCCAUUUGCUUCCAAUAGCACACAAUAAAGGCUUAUCUCUGUAAAUGGGAA